Messenger RNA from Geodia barretti, 2184 nucleotides. Lineage: Eukaryota; Metazoa; Porifera; Demospongiae; Tetractinellida; Geodiidae. The record is from the annotation of a GenBank genome assembly.
CGCGGUACGAUUGAGAUCGAUGGCUCCAGUACUGUGGCUCCGAUCACAGAGGCCGUCGCUGAGGAGUUCAGGAGCGUCGCGCCAGACGUGCUAGUCAACGUCGGAAUCUCCGGCAGCGGCGGGGGAUUCAAGCAGUUCACGGUCGGUGAGACCGACAUCUCCGACGCCUCCAGGCCAAUCAAGGAGAAUGAAGCCGCGACAGCGGCCGAGAACGGCGUCGAGUACUACGAGUUCCUCGUCGGACUUGACGGACUCUCGGUCAUGGUCAACCCACAGAACGACUUUGUAGACUGCAUGACUGUUGACCAGCUGAACAUGCUGUGGAAGCCGGAAAGUACUAUCACCAAAUGGAGCGACCUAGAUUCAUCGUGGCCUGACAGGAAGAUCAACCUGUACGGUCCGGGCACAGAUUCCGGCACCUUCGACUACUUCACAGAAGAGGUAAACGGCGAGGCCAAGCUGUCUCGCGCCGACUACACAGCGUCAGAGGACGACAACGUACUCGUCCAGGGCAUCAGUGGCGACAGGAACGCGCUCGGCUACUUCGGCUUUGCCUACUAUGCAGUCAGUGCCGACAAGUUGAAGCUCCUUGAUAUAGACAACGGCAACGGCUGUGUCGCUCCUACCAUCGAGACAAUUGCAAGCGGAACCUACUCACCUCUCUCCAGGCCGCUGUUCAUCUACGUCAACAAGGAGCGCGCGCAGCAGAGGGCUGAACUGCGCUCGUUCGUAGAGUUCUACAUGGAGAACGGCGCACAGCUCGCUGAGGAAGUCGGCUACGUACCCCUGCCGCAGGCGAGCUAUCAGCAGAACCUGGCCGUCCUGAGCGGGCAACAGGUCAUGAUGGAAGCCGGGCCCAAGGUCGCGCUGAGCGGGACGAUCGAGAUAGACGGCUCCAGCACUGUCGCACCGAUCACAGAAGCUGUCGCUGAGGAGUUCAGGAAGGAACAGCCGGGCGUCCUCGUGAAGGUCGGCAUCUCCGGCAGCGGCGGCGGUUUCAAGCGAUUCAUGGUCGGCGAGACCGACGUCUCCGACGCCUCCAGGGCAAUCAAGUCCAGUGAGGCAGCUACAGCGGCAGAGAACGGUAUCAGCUACUUCGAGUUCCUCGUUGGCGUCGAUGGACUGUCCGUCAUGGUCAACCCGGAUAACGACUUCGUGAACUGCCUAAUGAUUGAGCAGCUAAACAUGCUGUGGAAGCCGGAGAGUACAAUCAGCAAGUGGAGUGACAUAGAUUCAUCGUGGCCUGACAGGGACAUCAACCUGUACGGACCGGGCACUGACUCCGGCACCUUCGACUACUUCACAGAAGAGGUAAACGGCGAGGCCAAGCUGUCUCGCGCCGACUACACAGCGUCAGAGGACGACAACGUACUCGUCCAGGGCAUCAGUGGCGACAGGAACGCGCUCGGCUACUUCGGCUUUGCCUACUAUGCAGUCAGUGCCGACAAGUUGAAGCUCCUUGAUAUAGACAACGGCAACGGCUGUGUCGCUCCUACCAUCGAGACAAUUGCAAGCGGAACCUACUCACCUCUCUCCAGGCCGCUGUUCAUCUACGUCAACAAGGAGCGCGCGCAGCAGAGGGCUGAACUGCGCUCGUUCGUAGAGUUCUACAUGGAGAACGGCGCACAGCUCGCUGAGGAAGUCGGCUACGUACCCCUGCCGCAGGCGAGCUAUCAGCAGAACCUGGCCGUCCUGAGCGGGCAACAGGUCAUGAUGGAAGCCGGGCCCAAGGUCGCGCUGAGCGGGACGAUCGAGAUAGACGGCUCCAGCACUGUCGCACCGAUCACAGAAGCUGUCGCUGAGGAGUUCAGGAAGGAACAGCCGGGCGUCCUCGUGAACGUCGGCAUCUCCGGCAGCGGCGGCGGUUUCAAGCGAUUCAUGGUCGGCGAGACCGACGUCUCCGACGCCUCCAGGGCAAUCAAGUCCAGUGAGGCAGCUACAGCGGCAGAGAACAGUAUCAGCUACUUCGAGUUCCUCGUUGGCGUCGAUGGACUGUCCGUCAUGGUCAACCCGGAUAACGACUUCGUGAACUGCCUAAUGCUUGAGCAGCUAAACAUGCUGUGGAAGCCGGAAAGUACAAUCAGCAAGUGGAGUGACCUAGAUUCAUCGUGGCCUGACAGGGACAUCAACCUGUACGGACCGGGCACUGACUCCGGCACCUUCGACUACUUCACAGAAGAGUAA